Molecule: messenger RNA, 6926 nt
Organism: Notechis scutatus (mainland tiger snake)
Lineage: Eukaryota; Metazoa; Chordata; Lepidosauria; Squamata; Elapidae
Source: RefSeq, a predicted model, not a curated record
UUAAUAACUAUGGCAAGAAAAGUCAUAAAUGGGACAAAAUUCACUUAACAACUGUCUCAUUUAACAAUGGAAAUUGUGGUCAUAAGUCAAGGACUACCUAUAUUUUGUUGUUUCCAAACUGACUUCACUGGGUCCAUGUAAUUAAUAUAAACCUAAAUUUUUCCUAAUGAGGGAUCAUAUAAUUUAUUUAUUUGAUUUAUACCUCACAGGAAACCAGUUGUACAUGGCAUUUCCUCCUCGGACCACUGCUCUAGUAGAUUUGACUUAGACUAAACUUGAACUUGAUGUCGGUCCAAUUCCUUCAUCAUUGAAUCACACUGUUAUUAAUAUCAAUAUUAAUGUAUGGCACAUUAGGUACUUUACUUUUUUGCCUUUUUGACAUUAAACAAAGAUGUUUGUAAUAGAAGACUCCCUUUCAGGAAACUGGCCUUUGCUCACUCUACAUAUUUUUCUAUCUGAGAAUCCUAGGGAUUGAUUCCCAAACUUUCAUCGGUUGCAUUAUACCUCAGCGCACUUGCUAAAAUAGAAAAAAAAAUGUGAUUAAUUUAUUCAUGUUGAUAAAGUGGGAUGGAGCUGGAUGACAACAUUUUCCAACCUCUUGUUUUUCAUUGUGCAGAAAAGAGUAAAGAAAGUGAUAAUUCGGCACCUUAAUUUCCUGAGACUUAAUAAAUAGAAGUUAAGUUAAAUUAAAAUUUAUAGCCCUCCUUUCUAUUUAUAUAAGCCCUGGACAUAACUUACAAUAAAGUUUAAAUUAAAUUCAAUUAACUGAAAAAAAUAUUGAAGGUGAAUCAUUGAGCAAGGCAAAGUAGAUAACCUUCACCUUUUUACUCUAACUUUUCAUUGGGCUGUGUAAUCUAUCCUAUUGUUUUGCCUGGCUCUCUCUUUUUUGGCAGAUAUUUCCAUCUAGCUCACAGAUCAAGCUAUUCAUGUACCGAAGAAGCAUGAAAACCCCACGUAAAUAACUGCAUGUGACAACAUCUAUGCAUGACACUUAUUGCAUGCACACAUAUGAAGCAGUGCCCCCUCCCGGGUGGAGAUGGAAGCCAAUGCAGCAAGCGAUGAGGGUGUGCAUUUCCAGAGCUACCCUUUUGACUUCUUGGAGUUCCUGAACCACCAGCGCUUUGAACCUAUGGAGGCCUACAACCACGAACACGCCAAAGCUGUUGCUGCCCUCCCUUGCCCACAGCCACAGUAUGAAUAUGCCCAACCACCAACAGCUGGUCCACCUGCUCACUUUGACCGUGUCCCUGCCACUAUUGGCACACCUAAACCCAAAGCUGAGGGCCCAUCCUCUUCUUCCUCAGCUACCUCAUCAGGUACCAUUCAAGUCAAGAAAGCUGAACCAGGGGGCCCUGCACCACCUCCACCCCCUCAGCAGCAACAGCAGCAGCAGCAACCACCAUACAAUACUCCAGCUGUGGUACCAACAGCAGGUCAGCCUCUCUUUGACAGUACAGCAGCAGCAGCCGCUGCUGCUGCUGCUUACAACACUCCUCAGUGGGGCAUAGUAGACCUUUCUGGCCACCAGCAUCUCUUCAGCAGCCUGAAACGUGGGCAGGCUCCCCCAUCAGCUGCAGCCACGGUAGUUCCUGACAGUCAGGCAGGCAAAGACGAUAAGAACUAUUUCCGUCGACUGAAAUACUUCAUUGAUCGGCGCUUCCCAUGCGGUGUAUGCCAGAAGUCAUUCAAGCAGUCAUCCCAUCUUGUGCAACACAUGUUGGUGCACACAGGCGAACGGCCAUAUGAAUGCACCACCUGUGGUCGUACCUAUAACCAUAUCUCCAGCCUCAUCCGGCAUCGCCGUUGUCACAAAGAUGCUGAGGAUGCUACUGCUGCUGCUAACGCAGCAGCUGUUAAUGCAGCAGCUGCCAACGCUGCGGCCGCCAAUGUAGCAGCCGCCAAUGUGGUUGCUGCUGCCGCCGCUGCUGCUGCUGCCGCCAGCAUAACAGCAGCACCUGGUGCUGAGGGAACAGCCCAGCCUCCUACCCAAAGCGGCAACCCUCAGUCAGUUGCUACACCAUCUGGAGGAGCAGCCACAUCUGCCCUCAGUGCUGCCAUAGCUCAAGCCGAAGGUCCUUUUACCUGCUCUCUGUGCUGGAAAGUGUUUAAAAAGCCAAGUCACCUUCACCAGCAUCAGAUUAUCCAUACUGGUGAAAAGCCAUUUUCCUGUUCCAUCUGCCAGAAGAGUUUUAAUCGCCGUGAGAGCUUAAAACGACACGUGCGGACACACUCGGAUCUGUUGCGAGUGCAGUGUGGGGUUUGUGGCAAAGAAUUCCGGGAUGCCUCCUACCUCCUCAAGCACCAGGCCACUCACGCUCCUCCUGGAACUUUACCUCCACGACCUGAGUACAAAUGUGACAUUUGCGGCAAGGGCUAUGUAGCUCCCCAGAAUCUACUACGUCAUCGGCAGCUCCAACAUGAAGGUGCCCAGCUGUCCAAAGAUGGCACUAAUACCUUGCCUUAUCUGCCACCAGGGGCCUACCUCCUUCCACAAGACCCACAAGGCACAGGCUCUGAGGGAGAUACCAAGCCAACAUCUUAUGGUCUCUUGGGUGCCCACCCCUUGCUGGUGGGGACAGCAGCAGGCAAGAAUUUCUGCUGUGGGAUCUGUGGCCGUGGAUUUGGGCGACGGGAGACACUAAAGCGUCAUGAGCGGAUCCACACGGGUGAGAAGCCUCACCAGUGUGCAGUGUGCGGGAAGCGUUUCCGUGAAUCUUUUCACCUCAGCAAACACCAUGUAGUGCAUACUCGGGAGAGGCCGUACAAAUGUGAAAUAUGUGGGAAAGUGUUUGGUUACCCCCAAAGCUUAACGCGGCACAAACAGAUUCACCGAUUACAGUUACCUUGCUCUUUACCACCCAUGGGGCCCUCCCUGACCCCCAUGGGCCCUUCUCUCCCUCCACCCCCCGAGGGACUAACCUAUGGCUGUUCUGACUGUGGAGAGCGCUUUCCUGAUCUUUUUCAUGUCAUGAGCCACAAGGAGGUCCAUGUGGCUGAAAAGCCCUACCCUUGUGAUGUCUGUGGCAAAUGUUUUGGUUUCAUUGAGAAUCUGAUGUGGCAUAAACUUGUCCACCAAGCUGCUCCUGAGAGACUUGUACCACCAGAUGAAACGGCAGCUGCUGUCGCCCCACUAGAGAAUGGACUAGCUAGUGGUGAGAACAUAUCAUCUUAUGAAGAUCAUCCGACUUUGCCGAGUGGAGAACGUUUCUCCUGCUCUAUCUGUGGCCAGACCUUCAAGCAUUUCCUGGGACUUGUGACUCACAAGUAUGUGCAUCUGGUGCGUCGCACACUGGCCUGCUCGGUCUGUGGACAGAGUUUUGCUGGAGCUUAUGACUUGCUGUUGCAUCGCCGUACACACUUGCAAAAGCGGCACUUCUCUUGCCCAGUCUGUGGCAAGCGCUUCUGGGAGGCUGCCCUUCUCAUGCGUCACCAGCGCUGCCACACCGAGGAGCGCCCGUACCGCUGUGCUGUCUGUGGGCGUGGAUUUCUGCGGUCUUGGUACCUGCGUCAACACAAAGUGGUUCACACAGGUGAGCGUGCUUACAAGUGUGCCCUCUGCAACAAGCGCUUUGCCCAGUCAUCCAGUCUGGCAGAACACCAGCGUCUUCACGUAGUUGCCCGGCCUCAGCGUUGCCCUACUUGUGGCAAGACCUUCCGCUACCGUAGCAACCUUUUGGAACACCAGCGGGUCCACCUGGGAGAGAAAGUCUACCGCUGUGACCGCUGCUCCAAGAGCUUCUUCUAUCUGUCAUCCAUUCUGCGUCACCAACGCUCCCAUGAUGCUAAGCGUGAAUUAAGAUGUGGGGCCUGCCUUAAGCUCUUCAAAGACCCCAAGUAUUUUAGCAAACACCUCCAGGCCCAUCAAGGAGGACGGCCCUUCAAAUGCAGCACCUGCGGAGAAGCCUUCUCCAAUACUUAUGGCCUCAAAAAGCACCGCCACAUUCACAAGAUGGAGCGCUUUGCUGCCAUGGGGGCCCAUAAGGAACAGCCCUAAUGUUUGAAUAGUAGCAGCAGAAAAAAAAAUGGGUGGUCCGUAUCUUGAUACUGUAGGAUGAGAUGUGAAGCUAGUUCCAGGUUUCUGUGAGCCACGAUGACAAGGCAUUUCCAUAUAUAGAAAAUAAGACGAGCUUGUUGGCAGUGAGAUGCUCCAGUUGGGCACUAAUUUGGAAGAGUCAUCAACCAUAAAGUCACAAGCAGGACAAGCCAAAUAGAGGCAAGAAUGAAUUGUAAAGAUAGGGUAUGUAAUUAAUAAGUGGUAGCCACCAGUUACUUGCUAGAUUUCUGCUCUCUAACAGAAUAUCUUGACCACUCUAGAUUUUUAAACUAAUUGCCCGGGGAAAGGGAGAUGGAGAUAGCAAUCAUAGAAGUGACCUUUGCAUGUCAAGCAUGGCCACAGUGUUGGGAGAUGAAAGUUUCCUGUUUCUGAGCAAAUGGGAGCAAAUAAGGUUAUAGUGGAAUGACAUUUUUUUCAUCUGAAGCCUAUGUUCUGGAAUGGAAAUCAUAUGGCAUUCCAGUUCACAAGAAGAGGUGGUGCUUCCUGUAAUCUCCUUUACCUAGAGAGAAAUGUUAGACCCAAUUCAUUAAUUUGGGAAUGAGACAGGAAGGACCAAGAUACAGCACUUGAGGAAUGUCCACCAAUCUUUUGUGUAAACUCAACUAUGUAAUCUGUAUUAGGUAAGCCUUGCUUGCAUUCUCUGAAAGACUUUAAUUAGUGUCCUUUCUUUAUAUGUAUAAACAAAAUAGUCUAGUUCUCAAUUUUUUAAGACCUGGGAGGUAGUGACACAUGGCUGUGGACAGUAGAAAGUUAACAGAGUCUGCUUGAAUUGUCUAGUAGUGUGGCGGCACCUGUUGUCUAAAUGCUGUUGUGCCAUAACAUUUCUAUUAUAUCUCUGCCUCCAGAAGAAUAUCAGUUCAUGAUGCAACUGGAGGUUCACAAAAACUUUACCUAUAAAAGAAAAGUUGAGCCCAGAAGGUUUUUAGCCAAGCUUCCCUGGCAUGCCACUUUCCACAUUUAGGAAGCACCGAAUGUUAAAAAAGCAUUUGGAAUUUUUAGUCCUAUUAUGCAGCCCUGAAGAAGCAAAAUCCCAGGAUAAUUCUAUUGUGUGCUUUUCUAAAUGUUCAAGUUGGCCCAUCAGGAGUAGAGAGGAAAUACAAAAAUAGGCUAGGCUCCUUCCCCUUUGGGUUAGCUCUCUUCCUUUGUGCUCAACAUUCUUCCUAAUCUGUUGGACUUAAUAUAGAUGAACUCAUGUGUGAAUAAUACUUUACUUUGAGCCCUAAAAUGGGAUGUGGGUUUGGAAUGAGAGCUGUGACUGUACAUUGUUAGCCUUCCCUAAUGUUAGCUUUCCUUCUGCCCACCACUGAAAGUUGGAUAUGAAACUGUGAGAAAAAAAAUAAACUUAAUUGGUGGGUCUACCAGGAUUGCAUAAUGCUUUGGCUGCUUAGCUGCUCUCCUGCAUUCCCUGGUUUGAUCCAUAAGACAUUCCUAGUAAGACAUGGUGUAUCUACAUAGUUCAUUGAGCUAACUGCCCUGGCCUUGUAACUCCAUGGUUAUUAGACUUGUAUAAUGCUUCAGGUUUGACUCCAGAAAGGUUCUUCAAACACAGCAUCAGGGAUUGUGUGACUGCUGGAGAUAUCUAAAAGUCACCAAUGGGUGUUGUAUUUUUUGCCCCAAGCACUCCGAAGCACCUUAUCAAAUCUGAAGAAAUGCAAAAAACCCUUUUAUACUUAUUUGACACCAGUCUGAAUGGAUCCUCCCUGCACCUGAAGUGGAGAAUACUGACCAAGCAUGAAUAAAAAGAUCCUUGCAAACUCUCUGACUUCCCCCAACAACCUUUCCUCCUCAAUCCUCCUCCAGCAAAUUGUACACACUGGAGCACAUCUUUAGAUAGACUGGAGGGGAAACUAAUUUGCUAGAUGCAACCAAAAAGUUGUAAAAACAGGCAACCUUGUGUACAGUGGACACCACAUAGAUAAUUCCCACUUCCUUCCCCUCUUGUAACCCAAGCUGACAGUACAAUAGAAAGUAAUUUCAGCAUUUCCAUUCUCACAAAGUGAGAGCAUCUCUUCUACUAGAUGGCUGCACCAAGUGCUACUUGGUGUUGCUUUUGGUCUAUCACCCACUUGCUCACAUCCAUAGUUCCCAGACUGGUGAGUGGCAAUCCGUGAUUGUGAGGAUCCAAAGAUGCACUGUUUAAAUUUGGUUGUCCAGUGCCUAGAAGAGGAAAAGUUGCCAAAGUCUUUUUCAGUAGUAGAUAAUAGAAUUGGAGUUUAUUGAGUGCAGGUAUUUCUUAAGGCAGCCUCCCUCUUUCCCGCAGAAGUCUUGGCCUACAAACCACUCUCUAUGCUCAGUGAGCACAUUGGGAGGGGGUGGGGGUGGAUAGUGGUAGUAUUUGUGAAAGGCAUAUUUUCAAUGCUUUCUUGAAGGAAUUGCAUCAGAAUUCGGUGACCAAAUAUAGAAGUAUGAUGAAGAGUGCAAAGAUGGGAAAAGAGACGGGAAGAAGACAAAUGUUUUCCAGCCUUCCAGACAAUUUCGUUAUUGGCUGAGCACGGGGGGGGCAAAUCAUGUCCACUUUGAGUGCCCAUUUAGAAUUUUUCUGUCCGAAAUAUACCAGUUCCUCUUCUAUCUCCAGAAGUGAUUGCAACUGGAUGUUCCUUUUCUUGUUUUUUUCUUCUUACUAAAUGGUUAAAGGUCUGAAUAAGUCACUGAAAUUCAAGUGAAUUGUGGUAGUUAUACCUCAGCCUGUCUUUUACAGAAAUCAUUUUCCCCAUUUAGAAUUUUUCUUCCCUGCCUUCAUAAUUUGCAAAUAGAACUGAGUUUAAUACAGAUAGUCCUUGACUCACAAACACAAUUGAGUCCAAAAUUUCUGUUGCUAAGUUAGACAUUUGUUAAGUGAGUCUUGCCCCAUUUUAUGACCUUUUUUGAAACG